Puccinia triticina is the source of this 981-nucleotide messenger RNA. RefSeq lists its product as uncharacterized. The transcript is spliced from 2 exons. Lineage: Eukaryota; Fungi; Basidiomycota; Pucciniomycetes; Pucciniales; Pucciniaceae. The coding region runs from base 1 to 981 and encodes 326 amino acids. Gene Ontology annotation, molecular function: zinc ion binding. The record is from RefSeq and is a predicted model, not a curated record.
AUGGUGGAAGCCCUUGACCCCUCUCCUAGGGCCCAUCAACCGUGGCAAGCGGAAGAUUAUCUAGCAAAUGGCGACGAGAUAGCCGAAGAGAGCCGACAAUCUUCGAUCGCAAACCGUCUCCAGGAGCCGAGCGCGCCGGCCGGGGAGACAAGCAGACGGCCUUCUCCAGGUGCAGGUGCAUCCGAGUCGAUGCCUUGGCAAUCGUUUCCCCUUCCUGAUCCCUCAAGGACCAAUGCUCAUCUAUCGACACAAGAACUACAUGGUGCUUUGGCCGAGGAACAACUAUACAGGGAAUUGCGCAUUCUCGCACUUCCAGGCUCAGACCGUCGGCAGGGAAUAAGCACGCCGGCUGGGGAGACAAUCAGUUGGCCGUCUCCAGAUGCAAGUGCUUCUGAACUCUUCCCUUUUCUCGCUAGAAACCGCCUGGUCCCAAGCACCCAAGACCGCCGGGCCCAAUCCAGUGAUCCUUUUGAAAGAUACACCACCACCUUAGGAUACAUGCCUUACAACAGCCAACGGCAGUUACAGCUCCAAAGCUCUGGGCAGGAUACAGUCACGCUGGAGGAGGCUCUAAAAUUGCUAGCAGCCACAGCCGGGAAAUCUGGUGGACAUGCCGGAGCCGGUGAGCUUGAAAGAACCAGCAGCAUGUCAAAGAACCUUGAGGAUAUGCCAACUGGAGCUUCCGGUCACGAGUAUCACCUUUCCAAUGGCAAAACCGCCAAGAAAUUGAAUCACGACGGCAGCUCAACUUCCGAUACCGCCGGUCAAGAGAUAUCGCAUGUCCUGCUAGGCGAUCCAGGCCACAGCGCAUGUGUGAUUUGUCAUGAUGAGUUCAUGCCGUCUGCACCAGGAUGCAUGACCAAAGUUACAAGGAUCGAGCAGUGUGGACAUUACUUUCACCACGCCUGUAUCUACAAGUGGAUAGUCGAUUGGAUCAAGGAUAGCUGCCCGAUUUGUCGCGGACCACUAAAGCCAACCUGA